CGAGGGAGUCGAAUCGAAUUCCCACCGCGGCGAUUCUUCAUCGCCACGUCCGAGAGCGACUGCCGAUUUCCGUGGGCGUCAUGAGAGCGGCGUCGGACGACGACACGGAGGACGUGGCUCUCGAGUUCGGCGACGACGAUGAGGGGGCGCCUGGCCGGGCGAGGCGGCGCGUCGGACACCCGUUGGCGACGUUUUUCCACCUAUUCUUCCGUGUUUCUGCAAUUAUCUUUUACUUAAUUUGCGAGUGGUUCAUCGGCAGUUUCAUUGCCAACUUUGUCAUCAUCAUCUUAUUUCUUUCCUUCGACUUCUGGACUGUGAAGAAUGUCACUGGAAGAUUGAUGGUGGGAUUGCGUUGGUGGAACCAGAUCGAUGAAGAUGGAAAGGGCCACUGGGUGUUUGAAGCCAGAAAGGCGUCUUCACGAAACAAACUUAACUCGACAGAAGCAGAAGCCAGAAUAUUUUGGUUGGGCCUGAUCAUCACUCCUCUCAUCUGGUCCAUAUUCUUCUUCAGCACACUCUUUUCUCUAAAGCUGAGGUGGAUGGCAUUGGUGAUACUUGGAGUGGUCCUACAGGGAGCCAACUUGUAUGGCUAUGUGCGCUGUAAACUUGGAGGCAAGCGCAAUUUGACCACCUUAGCUUCUACAUACCUAGGCCAGCAAUUUCUACAAAGGCCUGGAGCAUUCAAGGCUGACUCUUACUUCAGUGGUGGAAAAAGCUGGUAGUGCAUCUGUAUUCACACCAGCAUAUCAAGGUCAAGAGAUCAACACGGCCAUUGCCGUUUGCCACCAAACCUCGGCUUGCCAGUAAUAUUAGUAAAUUUGACGAGGGCUGAGACAGCGCAAAUAGAAUUACCCUUCACUGUUGGUUAGACCAUGAUUAGUGGUGUUUGCCUGUGUGCGCAUGUGUACGUGAUCUUGUACGUACGUUAAAAUCGAUCACAUUUGUGUGCACGCGUGUGCUGUUGUCCAAAUAUGGGCACACUAAAUUUACACGAGACGAAAGGUGAGAGAUUUUGACACAACCCAUCAGCCCCACGGCCUUACAGGAGUAUGUAUGUGCACUAGAUAUAAAGGAUUACGCCACAAAAACAAUUGCCGCUGCCAAACUCCCAUUUGACGAGAUGACUGUACUUUACAGUCUUAAUGGACCGAACACCGAAAACAAAAAUCUGAGUGCUUACCUUAAAUCCAGUUAUCUGUGGAAAAUUACAGAUAACUGAUGGCAUUUCGGUGGACAGUUUUUCUUAUUUUCAGAUGGAAUUUAAGGUAUUUUACCCCAUCUAAUUGAGGCUGUAGAUACCCAAAGACAAUGCCGAGUCUGCAAGCAAAUAUUGUCUUGCACUGGGCUAUUUUGUGAAGAAAGUGCAUGGUGUGCAGGUGCUGUGUUGCACACAGUUCACCGGACAUCAUAGAAAACAGAAACAUCUUGCAGAUUAGUUUUUAUCCUGGAAAAUAAUAUCUCCUGGCCAAGUUGGCCUUGAGAAAAAGUGGCAUUGCUCAAUUGACUUACUUGGCAAAAAUGCUUCUGAACUUUUUGAUCUUAAAAAUGGAUAACGCCUUGUCUCUUCGCAACCUUCCUCACAUCUCUAAAUUCGCAGAUAAUUGGAAGUACUUAUCGGUGGAUAACGAGAUGUUAUCCACACGCUUUAUAACAGCCUGUCACGAAUAAAUAACGGUUUCGCUAAUUCGGAUAUGGAUGGCAAGGGUUUAAUGAUGAUUUACAACUUUAAUGAGUGCGGCUUUAACGUUACAGCUUAUUCGACGAGCUACGCGUGAGAGGAGGCGCCUCGUGUUUUGAAUCGAUCAGCACAUUUUGUCAAUGGGAAAUAUUUAAUUAUAUUCCAAAUGUGAUUGCUUUUUGCGCACAGCCAUAAUGCUGCGUUGUUAAAAGUAAUUGUAAAUCUGUAGGUUUUGGGAAGUAAACUAAAUGAUGGUGUAUUCUAAGCAUAUUGAUUAGUUGAGUAAUAAAAAAAAAUGUAAUAGUGUGUAGUUAUGCAAAUUUCUGGGUGUGCUUUGUUUUUCGCUUUAAAGAUGGCUGCUGUUGGCGAGUUAGAAUCAGAAUGUUUAUUUGCACUGGUCCAGUAGGGGUGGGUAGAUGUCCAGUUGGGGUGGGUAACAACGUGACGACAAGAAACAGUACAAAAACAUAGUAAUGCAAAGUACAAGAAAGGUAAACAAGUCGCCAAAGCACAAAUAAAACUAAACAAUCCCCAUCCUACCAGACAAAGCGCACUCAGGUAUUAACUUAUUGAUCAAAAGCGACCUGGCCGCAAAUGAUGGCUUAACAAAGUGGCUUAUGUGGACAUUUAUAGCAGCAAAAUAAUCUAGCGUUAACGCACGUUUCUAAAUGUGGAGGGAAAAACCGGAGGACCCGGAGAAAAAACAUCCACGCGACCAUGAGAUGAACGUGCACACUCCAAAUCUAUAGACGCCAGGGUUGGGAUUGAACCCCCCCCCAACCUCCUGCAUACCAGGCGAGGAAGAUGACAUCUCACCACCGUGGCACCCCUGAAAUCGGGGCAGGAUUUUCUGACGUUUGCUGGCAACUUGCACGGUCACAUGAAGCUGCUUGUAUUAUAAUAGUUGUUUUGCUUCUUCGGACCAAUUAAGUAAACGUGAAUGUGAUCACUACAAUUCAGUAUUGCCGAAUUCUCAUGUGCUGCUUUACCCCAAAGUAAGACGCAGCAUGAAAGUAAAAAUGUGGCCAUGUGAUCGUACUGUGAUGUACAAACUAAAACGGUACAUUCACACCAUUGUCACCCGGUUACUGUCACGUGAGAUUUUAUUUUCCUUAUCCAAUUUGGAAUGCCUCCUUUCAUUGAGAAGUCGCGCUAAUUGUUGUGGUAUACCAGCUGGUAAUUAGAUGAGAAGGUAGAUGGUGACUUCACUGCUCCCUCGUGUUAUGGAAAUGUGGCUGAAUAAGCUGCACGUCUAAAAUUAACUUGUGCAGGAAAUAUAUUCAUUGAAAAAAAACUGGUUAUAUGGUUGCCUUUUUAUUUUCUUUAUUUAAAUAAACAGUAUCACGGCUAGAAAAGCAUGGCAAUUCAUUUAAUGAGCUGAACUGUAGUAUGAAUGUAGUGUUAUAUUUUUAACAAUCUAAUCGUGGCGGGGCUUUGACAUGUACGAGGAUGAGUCACGUUUCUCGGUUUAAAUUCAGCAGCAAAAUCUCGCUGUGGAACGUCUUAAACACAUGGACUUACCUCCAUGGGGAUAACACGUUUGAUGUAUAUUAUUAAAAGACUUGUCUUGAA
Molecule: messenger RNA, 3250 nt
Organism: Lethenteron reissneri (Far Eastern brook lamprey)
Lineage: Eukaryota; Metazoa; Chordata; Hyperoartia; Petromyzontiformes; Petromyzontidae
Product: Golgi apparatus membrane protein TVP23 homolog B-like
Biological process (GO): protein secretion; vesicle-mediated transport
Cellular component (GO): Golgi membrane
Source: RefSeq, a predicted model, not a curated record